This is a messenger RNA of Gorilla gorilla gorilla (western lowland gorilla), 2066 nucleotides long. RefSeq names its product heat shock protein family B (small) member 1 (gene HSPB1). Gene Ontology annotation, biological process: protein refolding; negative regulation of apoptotic process; response to heat. NCBI's taxonomy places the organism in Eukaryota, Metazoa, Chordata, Mammalia, Primates, Hominidae. Gene Ontology annotation, cellular component: nucleus; cytoplasm. The transcript is spliced from 3 exons. The record is from RefSeq and is a predicted model, not a curated record. Bases 1325 to 1942 code for a protein of 205 amino acids.
GAAACUGAGGCACAAAGAAUCUAACUUGCACAAGUUCAUCUGCUUAGUGACGGAACAUAGAUGUGAAUUCAGGCAGUCCGGCUUCAAAGUCCACACGCCUAACAACCACACCAGAUUACUAGAUUGCUUUUUUCUUUUUUUUUUUUUUUUUGAGAUGGAGUCUCACUCUGUCACCCAGGCUGGAGUACAGUGGUGAGAUCUCGGCUCACUGCAACCUCUGCCUUCUGGGUUCAAGCAAUUCUCCUGCCUCAGCCUCCCCAGCAGCUGCGAUUACAGGCGCCCGCCACCACACCCAGCUAAUUUUUUGUAUUUUUAGUAGAGAUGGGGUUUCACCAUGUUGGCCAGGCUGGUCUCAAACUCCUGACCUCUGGUGAUCCUCCCACCUCGGCCUCCCAAAGUGCUGGGAUUACAGGCGUGAGCCACCACGCCCAGCCCAGACUGCUUUAUUUUUGUAUUUGUAUUUAUUCAUUUACUUAUUUUGAGACAGGGUUUUGCUCUGUAGCCCAGGCUGAAGUGCAGUGGUGCAAUCCAGCUCACCACAGCCUCUACUCACCGGGGUUCAAAGGAUCCUCCUGCUUCAGCCUCUGGAGUAGCUGGGGCCACAGGCAUGCACCACCAUGCCCAGCUAAUUUUUAAAUAUUUUUUGGUAGAAGUAGGGUCUCACUAUGUUGCCCAGACUGGUCUCAAACUCCUAGCCUCAAGGGACCCUUCUGCCUUGGCCUCCCAAAGUGCUGAGAUUACAGGCAUGAGCCACGCACCCAGGCCCUUUUUAAAAUUUUUUUGAGAGACAAGACUUUGAUCUGUUGCCUAGGCUGGAGUGCAGUGGUGAGAUCAUAGCUCACUGCAGCCUCAACUCCUGGGCUCAAGCACCAGACUCCUUUUAUCACAUUCUAUCUCACACGCGUGUGGUUCCAAUCCUGCCUCUGCCACUUCUCAGUUGUAUGCCCCAACCCAACCUGUCUGGCUCUGUCCUCCUUAACAGAAGGACGGCCCUGGCCACAGGCCACAGCCAGCAACGCUUAAGCACCAGGGCCGGCAAGUGCCCUGCCGUGGCACGGCUCCAGCGUCGCGCUCUCGAAUUCAUUUGCUUUCCUUAACGAGAGAAGUUUCCAGAUGAGGGCUGAACCCUCUUCGCCCCGCCCACGGCCCCUGAACGCUGGGGGAGGAGUGCAUGGCGAGGGGCGGCCCUCAAACGGGUCAUUGCCAUUAAUAGAGACCUCAAACACCGCCUGCUAAAAAUACCCGACUGGAGGAGCAUAAAAGCGCAGCCGAGCCCAGCGCCCCGCACUUUUCUGAGCAGACGUCCAGAGCAGAGUCAGCCAGCAUGACCGAGCGCCGCGUCCCCUUCUCGCUCCUGCGGGGCCCCAGCUGGGACCCCUUCCGCGACUGGUACCCGCACAGCCGCCUCUUCGACCAGGCCUUCGGGCUGCCCCGGCUGCCGGAGGAGUGGUCGCAGUGGUUAGGCGGCAGCAGCUGGCCAGGCUACGUGCGCCCCCUGCCCCCCGCCGCCAUCGAGAGCCCCGCAGUGGCCGCGCCCGCCUACAGCCGCGCGCUCAGCCGGCAACUCAGCAGCGGAGUCUCGGAGAUCCGGCACACUGCGGACCGCUGGCGCGUGUCCCUGGAUGUCAACCACUUCGCCCCGGACGAGCUGACGGUCAAGACCAAGGAUGGCGUGGUGGAGAUCACCGGCAAGCACGAGGAGCGGCAGGACGAGCAUGGCUACAUCUCCCGGUGCUUCACGCGGAAAUACACGCUGCCCCCCGGUGUGGAUCCCACCCAAGUUUCCUCCUCCCUGUCCCCUGAGGGCACACUGACCGUGGAGGCCCCCAUGCCCAAGCUAGCCACGCAGUCCAACGAGAUCACCAUCCCAGUCACCUUCGAGUCGCGGGCCCAGCUUGGGGGCCCAGAAGCUGCAAAAUCCGAUGAGACUGCCGCCAAGUAAAGCCUUAGCCCGGAUGCCCACCCCUGCUGCCGCCACUGGCUGUGCCUCCCCCGCCACCGGUGUGUUCUUUUGAUACAUUUAUCUUCUGUUUUUCUCAAAUAAAGUUCGAAGCAACCACCUGUCA